AAAAUCUCCUCAUAAAACCCCUCACAAAAAUUUCACCCAUAUAAAUUUUUAUAUUUUUUUCCAGUAAUUCGCGUUUGGAAGAAAGAGACUUGUGUGGUGUUGUUGUUGCUGCAUGAUGCUCGGCGUCUCAGGCCUCAUGGGGAGCUCCGGCGACGGCGCAGCUGCGGUUGCUGCGGAGAGCGGCGGAGCGAGCGGCGGAAGCAGCGAGGUCGGCGCAUCAAGCUCAAUCCCCGCCGAGGAUAUUGGCGGCGGCGGAAAUCGCUGGCCGCGGCAGGAGACUCUGGCUUUGCUGCGGAUUCGCUCGGAUAUGGAUGCUGCUUUUCGAGAUUCAAGCCUGAAAGGUCCGUUAUGGGAAGAGAUUUCGAGGAAAAUGGCGGAGCUUGGAUUUCAACGAAGCGCGAAGAAAUGCAAAGAGAAAUUCGAGAACGUGUACAAGUACCACAAGAGGACAAAAGACGGCCGCGCCUCGAAAUCCGACGGCAAAACGUAUCGAUUCUUCGAUCAGUUGGAGGCGUUGGAGAACGCUCCUCCGCCGCCUUUCACACCUCCGCCUCCGCCGCGGCCAAUGGCGGUGAGCUCUUUACCAAUGCCGCCGAUAUCGCAGAUCGCUGCUACUGUUCCAUCCACUUGCAGCCCGACGCCUUUGACCGUGCUGCCGCCUCCGAUCCACACCUCCGACCACCUCAUCAUGAAUUCCGCUCUUUUCCAUCCGCCGCCGCAGCCGCGCUCGGAUUCCGCGUCGACGAGCUCCACGUCGUCGGACGAGGACAUACAGCGGCGGAGGGGGAAGAAGCGGAAAUGGAAGGAUUUCUUCCAGAGGCUGAUGACGGAUGUGGUCCACAAGCAGGAGGAUUUGCAGCGGAAGUUCCUCGACACGCUGGAGCGCCGCGAGCGCGAACGCGUGGAGCGGGAGGAGGCGUGGCGGAUGCAGGAAAUGGCCAGGAUGAACCGCGAGCACGAUUUCCUGGCCCAGGAAAGGUCGAUCGCCGCGGCGAAAGACGCCGCGGUGAUCGCAUUUUUGCAGAAACUCACCGACCAAAACAACAUCCCAAUCCCAAUCCCAACCCCAACCCCAAUCCCAUCCCCAAUCCCAACUACUACUGCUAAUGUAGUUUCCACAACUGCUGCAAUGCAGCCACAACCACAGCCUCCACUGCCGCCGCAGCAGCAGACUGCUGCGGUUCCAGUACAGGUACAAGUACCAGAACCAGUACUUGUACCAGUACCGGAACCAGCGCGUCUGACAAAAGCGCCAGACGCGCCAAGAGCGGACAACGGGGGAGGCGGGGACGGUUCGAAUUUGGCGAGCUCGUCGCGGUGGCCGAAGGCCGAGGUGCAAGCGCUGAUCAACUUGCGGACGGGCCUCGACACGAAGUAUCAAGAGAACGGGCCGAAGGGCCCGUUGUGGGAGGAGAUAUCGAGCGCGAUGGGGAAAAUGGGCUACAAUCGGAGCUCGAAGAGAUGCAAAGAGAAAUGGGAAAACAUAAACAAAUACUUCAAGAAGGUGAAGGAGAGCAGCAAGAAGCGGCCGGACGACUCGAAAACGUGCCCGUAUUUCCACCAGCUCGACGCCAUAUACAAAGAGCGGGCGAAAACCGACACCGCCGUUUCCAUCAACGCAGAGCCGAUCAUGGCCCGGCCCGAGCAGCAGUGGCCGCUGCCUGAGCAGCAGAACCCCGCAUUGCCCUUGCCGGACCACGAGAGCGAGAAUAACGACGAUGACAACGACGAAGACAGCGAUGAAGACGAAGGAGGAGGUGACUACAAAAUGGUGGCUAACAAGCAGCCGCCGGAGUAAAAUGAGAGAGAGAGAUAGAAAAAAUGGUGGGGGCAAAAGCUGCAAAGCUGUCAGAAUACCGUUUUGAAUUUGCAGUGAAAACCUCUGAAUUCACAUGGAGGGCGGCGCCGGCGGAGGCGCCGCCGCCGGAAGGUUAUAUAAUUUAAUUUUGUUUUUAGAUGUUUUCAUUUACAAUUUAUUUAUUAUUUUGAAAAAAUAAUAAAUUGAGGAAAUAAGAGGGGGACAGUAUUUAAAAUU
This is a messenger RNA of Salvia hispanica, 2035 nucleotides long. Its product is annotated as trihelix transcription factor DF1-like. The record is from RefSeq and is a predicted model, not a curated record. Lineage: Eukaryota; Viridiplantae; Streptophyta; Magnoliopsida; Lamiales; Lamiaceae.